AGCAGCGAUUGCUAGAAAACACACACACACACAGAGAGAGAGAGAGAGAGAGAGAGAGAGAGAGAGAGAGAGAGAGAGAAUUGGGAGAAGGGAAGAGAGGAAGAUGUUUGCAGCAGAGAAUGGGUUGAAGGGAGACCCAAGACUUGAGGCGAUUUCUGAUGCAAUUAGAGUGAUACCCCAUUUCCCAAAACCAGGUAUAAUGUUCCAAGAUAUAACCCCUUUGUUUCUCAACCACAAAGUUUUCAAAGAUACAGUCGACAUUUUUGUCGAGAGAUACAGAGACAUGGCCAUUUCUGUUGUUGCAGGAAUUGAAGCAAGAGGGUUUAUGUUUGCUCCUUGUAUUGCCUUGGCUAUUGGUGCCAAGUUUGUUCCACUGCGCAAACGUGGAAAAUUGCCCGGUAAAGUAAUAUCAGAGGCGUAUGAGCUGGAAUAUGGUAAGGACUGCCUAGAGAUGCAUGUUGGUGCUGUGCAACAAGGGGAGAAGGCAGUGGUGAUUGAUGAUCUUGUUGCUACUGGUGGGACCAUUUCUGCAGCUAUCAAGCUGUUAGAAUGCGCGGGGGCUGAAGUGGUGGAAUGUGCUUGUGUUAUCGGAGUGCCUGAGCUCAUUAAGGCAGAGAACAGGCUAAAUGGAAAGGCACUUUACAUGCUUGUGGAGCCAAAUGAAGUACAAGGCUACUGCCGAUCGUGAUCAGAUAGAAGAGGCUUCAACCACACUUUUUCAAGGUUCUAUAGAAGAUUGCAGUUUUGGGCAUGUUUCUGAAAAUUUUCUGGGGAUGUGAAAAUAUGACAUAUCAAAUUGCACUUUUCUUGAUUUAUUCUGUUCUAACAUUUGAAAGUUUAUUAGAGUUUAGUUGGCUACCA
This is a messenger RNA of Salvia splendens (bonfire salvia), 861 nucleotides long. RefSeq names its product adenine phosphoribosyltransferase 5. Gene Ontology annotation, biological process: adenine salvage. Gene Ontology annotation, molecular function: adenine phosphoribosyltransferase activity. NCBI's taxonomy places the organism in Eukaryota, Viridiplantae, Streptophyta, Magnoliopsida, Lamiales, Lamiaceae. The transcript has 6 exons. Bases 104 to 688 code for a protein of 194 amino acids. Gene Ontology annotation, cellular component: cytoplasm; cytosol. The record is from RefSeq and is a predicted model, not a curated record.